UUGAGGCAAGAAUUCAAGUGCAUCUGGGUUUAAAGUGGCUGUUUGGGGUACAGGGUUCUCUGCCUGCACUGAGCCUUCCUCAUCAUGUUCUUGGGGGGUCUCCACAGCUUGGGACAGUGAGGCCUCGGGAAUGCUCAGUGUGGGGUCUUCCCCUUCACCAUCUCUUUGCGUGACAACAAAAGGAUCCAUUAGGGUCAGGUCAUUCCCAACUGGAUGUUCACCAAACCCUAUUUCAUCCUCACUCUCCGAGGAGCUGGGUGGGAUCAGCGUACACCAAAACAGGUGCUUGCGUGAGCUGUUGAAUGAUUUUAUGGAAAGCUUCUUCACACUCAGCAGUCCACCGUUUUCCAAAAGGUGCACCCACAUUGAAGUAUUUAUGGCGAGGCAAUAGAAAAUCAGCUAAAGAUAUGUGGCUUUAAGAGGGACAUGGAUGUCUCAGUGUUGUACCUUGCUGGACAGGGACUAAAAGAAGUCCCUAAUCUGUCACGAUUUCAGAUCUUAAGGUAUUUGUGGCUUAACAACAAUAAGAUCCAGAAGCUAACAUUCUUGAUCAAUAAUUAUCGCUUGACAGAACUCUACCUCAACAAUAAUGAGCUCAUAGAUAUAGCAGGUGCUCUGAAACAUUUGCAUGCAUUGCAGAUCUUGCUGCUUCACAACAACCAGCUGAAAAACCUUGACACAACAGUGAAGGAAUUAAAGGGAAUGAUAAGUCUGCAGACCCUCAAUCUAUUUCACAACCCUCUGUCACAAGAUCCAGGGUACCGUCUUUAUGUGACAUACUUCCUUCCCUCAGUACAGCUCCUCGACAGGAAGAAAGUUACUCAAAAAGAAAGGGAAUCAGCUUUACAUAUUUACAACCAUGAAAGGUCCCGUGUUCUCCAGUCUAUAGGUUUUGGAAAGAGAAUAGAUAUGCCAAUGGUGGCUAAGACAGUAUCUACCAGAACCACUCCACGUGCCAAAAGUUUGCUGCUGUCUCCAGGUUAUGAAGUUGCAAAUCACAUAAAUAAAGUUCCAUUUGAGAACCCUGAAGAUGCUGUUUUUGUGAGGGCAAUGAAGAGAUCUAUAAUGGAAUUUUCCUCUGUGGAUUGGAAUAAAAUACCUACCUGUCUAGGAAUACGCCUUGAAAACAAACCAGAAGAACCCCAUGAGAAACUGACAGUCAAAUUCAGAUAACUGUUUGGUUCCUUAAGAAAAUAUGUACCUACAUGUUGGAUAUUAAACUUUUGUUGUAAGUUAAUAUCCAUAAGACAUGUAUGCUAUAACUUAUACUUGAUUAAAAACUUUCAGCAGGAAAAUUUUAAAUUCAUUUCCUUUAAUCCCAACUGUGGGGAUUCAAGGAUUAAAGUUAGAAAAUGCUGGUCACAGAUUUGCUGUAACUUUAUCAUAAUGUUGCCACUAAUUGAAUUUUCAUGAGUACCAUACUGUCUGUUGUGACAAAUUAACAAAGCACACUUGUACAUUAAUUUUUAGGACACUAAGGAUGAAUAUAUUCAUCUUUGAUAGUCUUUGCUGGUGGCCUCCUCUUUUCUAACUUAAUCAGGUUUCUCUUACCCCCUUAGUUUCUAACACUUCCAGGUCAGAUUAAGGCUUCAUGUGGCCUCUCUCUUUCCCAAAUGAAGUUACUGCAAGGUUCUCUGUGUAUAAGGUUGUUAUAUAGUCCUUAUCGCGGUUAUCUUAAUUUUUUCCCCUUU
This is a messenger RNA of Mauremys mutica (yellowpond turtle), 1691 nucleotides long. RefSeq names its product leucine rich repeat containing 72 (gene LRRC72). The transcript is spliced from 9 exons. The record is from RefSeq and is a predicted model, not a curated record. Gene Ontology annotation, molecular function: protein binding. Lineage: Eukaryota; Metazoa; Chordata; Testudines; Geoemydidae. Bases 427 to 1173 code for a protein of 248 amino acids.